Paramecium tetraurelia is the source of this 1563-nucleotide messenger RNA. RefSeq lists its product as uncharacterized. The transcript has 6 exons. Lineage: Eukaryota; Ciliophora; Oligohymenophorea; Peniculida; Parameciidae. Gene Ontology annotation, cellular component: cytoplasm; cytosol. The record is from RefSeq and is a predicted model, not a curated record. Gene Ontology annotation, molecular function: AMP kinase activity; ATP binding. Gene Ontology annotation, biological process: nucleoside triphosphate biosynthetic process.
AUGAAAGAAAGUUAAUCAAAAAAGUAUAAAGUUUUAUAAUUUGAGGAAAUUGAAUCUUUGGGGAAUACAGGAAGAUAUAUAUUGGAUGGAUUCCCAAGAUCAUAAGAUAAUUGGGAAAGUUGGACCAAAAUAAUUGGGAAUUCUGUAGAUACAACAUUUUUGUUAAUGUUUGAAUGUUCUGAAGCAGUAAUGGAAUAAAGGCUUUUAAAGAGAGGGGAAACAUCAGGUCGAGCAGAUGAUAAUGCAGAAACAAUAAAGAAAAGAUUUGCUACUUUUAUCAACGAAACCAAACCCAUUGUUGCAGAUUUUGAGAAGAAGAAUAAGGUUGUUAAGGUUAGUGCUGAAGCAUCACCAGACGAAGUUUAUGAAAAUGUCAAAAAGGCAUUAUCCAAUAAAGGUGUUUAACCACAAAAAGACCUGAAGUGUUAUUUGUUUUAGGAGGACCAGGUUCAGGCAAAGGAACUUAACUUUUCAUAUGGUCAUUUAUCGACUGGGGAUUUAUUGAGAGAAGAAUAAAAAAAAGAAGGGCCAAUUUAAGCAGAAUUAAAAUCUAUUAUGGAAGCAGGUAAGCUUGUGCCAUCUGAUCUUGUUGUUAAAUUGAUGAAAAAAGUAAAGAGAAAAUUUAGAGGGAAAUAUCUCUUAGAUGGUUUUCCUCAUAAUCAAGAAAAUAUUGAUUCUUGGAAUAAAAUUUUAGCUACAUUAGUGGAUGUAAAUUGUUUGCUUUACUUUGAAUGUUCUGAUGCUGAAAUGACGAAAAGACUGUUGGAGAGAGCUAAAACAUCAGGAAGAGCGGAUGACAAUGAAGAAACAAUCAAAAAAAGACUAGCUACUUUCCAUUCUGAAACUAAACCAGUUUUGGGAAUAUUUAAAGAAUAAAAUAAAUUGAAGGUUAUCAAUUCUGAAUAAUUAGUUGAUGUUUUUUAUUCAAAUGUUAAGAAAAUAUUUAAAACUAGUGGAUUAACAGUCACACUAAAUGGUUAAAGACCUGCUAAAGGAAAAUAUAUUAUUGGUUUAGUUGGGGCUCCUGGAACUGGAAAACAAGUUCAAUCUUCAAGAAUAUCAAAAAGAUUUGGAUUUCAACAUUUGUCAAUUAAAAUAAUUAUAAGGGAUGAAAUUAAGAAAAACACAUAAGAGGCUUAAACAAUAAAAGACUGCUAAAAAAAUAACUAACCCAUCCCAGGGAAAGUAGUUGUUAAGUUGAUUCUUGCUGCCAUUAGUUAAUCAAAAGCCAGAAAUUUCAUAGUUGAUGGAUCCACAAGAAAUGAAGACAACUUAAAUGCUUGGUAUGCUUAAACAAAAUCAUCCUGUAAAAUUAAAAUAUAUUAUGUGUUUUGCAUGUUCUUAAGAACAGCAGAUGUUGGUAAUAAUAAUAAUUAUAAUAUAGCCAAAAAGGACUAAGCUACUAUUUAAAGGAAGGUUGAAACAUUGAAUUUUCAAACAAACCAGAUCAUUUAAAUGUUUAAGAAGGAUGAAAGACUUAUUGAGAAUAACACAGAACCUUCAAUAGAUAAAGUAUUUGCUGAAAUUGAAAGGGUUUUCAUAACCAAAAAACUUGAUAGAUGA